ACUGUAAAGGGUCUGCUCCCCGUUGAUCUGUGACGAGGAAAGCUCCCGGCAACCCCAAAGCGAGCCGCCGCCACACUUCCUCAGAAACAACGAUAAUAAAUUCACUUUAACACCAAACGCCCGCGUCCGAGGAAGGACCCGGAGCUGCCCGACCCGGAGGAGGGGCUGGGAAGGGCCUGUCCGCUCCGCACCGAGCGGGUAAAAAAUGGCAUUUCAGAAGGCAGUGAAAGGAACUGCUCUCAUUGGAGGAGGUGCCAUAGCAACAGUUUUUGGCCUCUCUCAAUUUUCUCAGUAUAGAAACAAACACGGUACCCUUGUGCAUGUUCAGGCUGCAGAAGCUGUGCCUGUUCCAAUGAAGAGCCAUUUCCCCACCAGAGAGCAACAGAUCUUGGCACUGCAAACCACAAGUGAAUUUGAUGUCCUUGUUAUAGGUGGAGGAGCAACAGGAUGUGGCUGUGCUUUAGAUGCAGUCACUAGAGGACUAAAAACAGCCCUUCUAGAAAGAUAUGAUUUCUCAUCGGGGACCAGCAGCAGGAGUACUAAAUUGAUCCAUGGUGGAGUGAGAUAUCUUCAGAAGGCCAUCAUGAAGUUGGAUUUUGAGCAGUACAGGAUGGUGAAAGAAGCACUUGAGGAACGUGCAAAUCUGCUUGAGAUUGCUCCUCACCUCUCAGCUCCUUUGCCGAUAAUGCUCCCUGUUUACAAGUGGUGGCAGUUGCCAUACUACUGGAUAGGAAUAAAACUGUAUGACCUGGUGGCUGGGAGUCAGUGCCUGAAAAGCAGUUAUGUCCUCAACAAGUCAAGAGCCUUGGAGCUCUUCCCCAUGCUCCGCAAAGACAAGCUGGUUGGAGCUAUUGUCUACUAUGAUGGACAGCACAACGACGCUCGGAUGAACCUCGCCAUCGCCCUGACUGCUGCCAGGUACGGCGCUGCCAUGGCCAAUUACGCUGAGGUGCUGCACUUGCUGAAGAGGAGGGACCCGGCCGGCGGGAAGGAGCGGGUGUGCGGCGUGCGCUGCAGGGACGUCCUCACAGGGCAGGAAUUUGAUGUCAAAGCCAAAUGUGUUAUCAAUGCUACGGGACCUUUCACAGACUCAGUGCGCAAAAUGGAUGAUCAGAAGGUACCAAACAUCUGUCAGCCCAGCGCCGGCGUGCACAUCGUGAUGCCUGGCUAUUACAGCCCUGGCAAUAUGGGGCUGCUUGACCCAGCCACCAGCGAUGGCCGAGUGAUUUUCUUCCUGCCCUGGGAGAAGAUGACCAUUGCAGGGACCACCGACAGCCCCACGGAUGUUACUUCCCACCCCAUUCCCACAGAGGAAGAUAUAAACUUCAUUCUGAGCGAAGUGCGCAACUACCUGAGCGCUGAUGUUGAAGUGAGAAGAGGAGAUGUGCUGGCAGCAUGGAGUGGCAUUCGUCCCCUGGUCACAGACCCCAGCUCCAAAGACACGCAGUCCAUAUCCCGGAAUCACGUCGUCAGCAUCAGCGAGAGCGGCCUUGUCACCAUAGCAGGUGGGAAGUGGACAACCUACCGUGCCAUGGCACAGGACACCAUUGAUGCAGCUAUUCAGGCACAUGAUCUGAAGGCAGGUUCCAGUAAGACCAUUGGGCUGCAGCUACAAGGGGCUGAGAACUGGAGUCCCACUCUCUACAUUAGAUUGGUCCAAGACUAUGGGCUUGAAAGUGAGGUGGCUCAGCAUUUGGCUUCAACGUACGGUGGCAAGGCUUUUGAGGUGGCCAAAAUAGCCCAGGUCACAGGGAAGAGAUGGCCAGUUGUUGGGAAACGUCUUGUAUCUGAAUUUCCUUACAUUGAAGCUGAGGUUGUCUAUGGUGUUAAGGAGUAUGCCCGCACAGCAGUGGAUAUGAUUUCCCGACGCACUCGCUUGGCCUUUCUGAAUGUGCAGGCUGCAGAGGAAGCUCUGCCAAGAAUCGUGGAUAUAAUGGGGAGGGAACUUAACUGGAGUGAGCAGAAAAAAAAGGAAGAACUUGAAGCUGCUAAAAAAUUUCUCUAUUAUGAAAUGGGCUACAAAGUAAAAUCUGAUCAAUUAACAGACAGGUCUGAAAUCAGUCUAGGGCCCUCAGAUAUUGAAAGGUACAAGAAGAGAUUCCACAUGUUUGACAAGGACAAGAAAGGGUUUAUUACUAUACUGGAUGUGCAGCGUGUCUUGGAGAGCAUCAGUAUGCAAAUUGCUGAAAAUACACUUCAUGAUAUUCUAAGUGAAGUGGAUCUGAACAAAAACGGGCAGGUCGAGCUCAAUGAGUUUUUGCAGCUGAUGAGUGCCAUCCAGAAGGGCCACGUCUCGGGCAGCCGUCUGGCCGUGCUGAUGAAGACAGCGGAGGAGAGCCUGCGGCGGCGGGGGGUCAUCCCGGUGGACCGCAGUGGGGGGGGGGCUCUGAGGGAGGACACAGACACACAGCCCCUGCCUGCCCCCUCCUCUCUGCUGACAACAUUCCAGUGCUCCCGAGUGUCCUUGCUUGCCCCAGGUGACCGGUGUCUGUCUGUCCCUCUGGCUCUCUCAGAAAUACACUGCUGUGUUUGCACCCACGACUUACGGCUUUCUGUGUGGCUCUGACUGCCCCAGGACCUGGCCUUCGGGCUGGGUGUCCCUUGGGCAGAGGAGCUGAUUAACAAGAGUUCAGGCAUACACUCCAGAAAGAUUCAGGUGCAGACACAAGCACACGUGCACAGGUUGCCUUGUUCACUAACUUCCACAUCACCUUUACCUUUAAAAAGAAGUGAAUCCUGCCUUGAAAUGCGUGGCGUUGAGUUUUGCAAGUACCUGUUGAGUAUUUACAAGCAGCUGCUCUGUCCUCUUCCACACAAGCAAGAAGGGGAAGGCCGAUGUGCUGGGCUGGAGAUAGAAUCACAGGAGGAGCCAAGCUGGGACUGCUGAGGUGGCAGUGGUGGUGAAGAACCAUGGUGAGCCUUCCUUCUGCAGGCUGCUGGCUUUGCUCCUUCCAGUGCUCUUCCUGCAGUGGUACCAAUCCUUGGCCAGGCAAAAUCAUCAGCAGUACAAAGCUGGAAAACUACAAGACAUCUUGAUUAAUCACCCAGGCUAAUAAUUGAGUUAAAAGCUAGGAGACAGCUUUCCUGUCCCCCAUAUUAAUAAAAAUAAGCUUCCUUUAAUAAAUAGCAGUGUCUAGCAGGUGGUGUUUGAGGCUGUAGAGUGCUUCAUGCUGUUUCCAGCUUUGGUCAAGCACUGUGGAGGAUGGCAGGUUUUGAUACCAUAACAGUCUUAAUUGUUUAUUUAAAAUGCUCAGACACAAAGUGAAACAAUGAAAUCUGUUUUGCAUUCCACUAACUUUUCUAUAACAGUGAAAGGGCUAUUUUUCAGCAGAUUAAUUAAAAAAAAAAAAAAAAAAAAAAAGGACCACUCAAUUGAGCACUUUUCAGUGGUGUUAUAUCUGGCUCUUUGCCCUUCUGCUGUUGGAUAGACUGGGUUCCAGAUCAGAUGGAGGAGCUCUGCCUGAUGCAGAGCAAGGAAGGGAAAAACAGAAGAAUGGUUUGCUGAUGAAUUUGUCAUUCUGUCCUCUUGUUCAAGUAGAAAUAACAGUUUACAGCCCAAAACGAGCCUCAGUUUCAAGGUGUCAGAAUUUCUACCUGUGCAAAAUCUGAUGUCACCACUGUCCCUAAAGGACAACAGAAGCACAGGAAUGAACAGCAAAGGUUAUGUGGGUAUUUUAAAAGGGAGACUGAUAACAUCCACAGAAGGGAGAUGCUGAGGAGCACUAGGAUGUGGGGUGGCAGGUACAGAUGAUGUGUUUGGCUGGAGAGGAGAGGCCUUUAAAAAAAAUUAUUUAAAUUAUCUGUUUAAGAACACUAGGUACAAAACCCAAAAAAAAGCAAGUCUCAUUUAAUAUUGGGUAAAGGGAUAUAUUUCUGUCAGUCCAGACAAUGGAUGAAAUCUGGUGGGAAGGAGACAGUCUGGGGUAAAAUGCCUUUCAAAUAGUUUUUGCAUGUUAAUUUUUAUUUAAAUUGCUGCCUUGUACCAAAAUGCAGAUAUUGUGAAGGGGUUGUGGCUUUCUUGCUUUGAGUUCUGUGCUGGUGAGGCACACUCAGUGUGAACAAGGACUGAGCAUGUUUGACAAUGACAGGAUUUGUGUUAUGAACAAAGAAAGGGGUUUGUUCCUGUGCUCCUGUAAACUUUUAUUUUCUAAAAUUCUGUUCCAAUGUGUUCAGGUAAAGUAUGUCAUGUUUGACACAGCUUCAGGCUGUCAAAACUGUUUUCAGAUAAAAGCACAGUAAGAGUUGCACACUGCAGGACUGGAGUGGGAUGCAUGGACAGUACACAGGUUAUUUUGGUUCAGUGAGCACAAAGGGGGUUAGGAUUCUGCUAUUAACAGUAAUUUUUAAAAAAUUUUAAAAAUAAAAGGUAAUGAGACCUUUUCCAGGCCACAUAAAUAUUUACAAUAUUUAACAUCUUUUGUAUGGUUUAAAGAAAAAUUCUCCUCCACUCCUCUAUUAAAGGCACUGUUAAGAAUUAAUAAUACAAGCGAGUUUACCUGUAAAGCCAGAAUUUUCUGCUUUGUACCCAAAAUCUGCUCUUUGUUCUCUUGUUCUAGUAAUCCUGCAUACAGAAAUUGACUGUGACUGUGACUUUGGGAUUUUCUUGGCUCUCUGUGUGUCCUCCAAUACGGAUUUGCUUUGCAUCUUAGGCACUUUACUGUCAUGCUUCUCUGCUCUUUUGUGUGGCACAGCAAGAUCUCGUACGCCUACCUUGUGUACCCAGAGACAAUUGCAUGUGUUACUUAAAACAGCUGAACCUAAAUGUGGAAAAAAAUCUAGAAGUAUUUAUUUAUCACCUCACAUUUGUUUUCAGGAAUGCUGGUUUGGGUUUUGUUUUGUUUGUAAUGUGAAUGUAGGAAGAGUUGUACAAUGUCUCUGCCAUGCAUUGUUCUGAUCCGGGGUGGAUGAACAGCAAUGUGAUUUUUGUGUUUGGUUUUGUUUUUGGUUUUUUUUUGAGGUAGAAGUUGGAUUCCUGGGUGGGGGGUUUUGUUUUCUGUUUUAAAUAAACUGCCUGCCUGGGGAGGGGGGAUGCUUCUCCAUGCAGUGUGUUUCUGUGUGUGUAUGGAUAGGUAUGUCUGUGUGUACACACACACGUACCCACUGCAUGUGUGACAUGUGGCACUUGGGUAUUCCCUGCAGCUGCCGUUCCAAACCGAACCCUUAAAUGCUGUGUUUGAGGCUGGGUUGUCAUUUUUAUAACUGUCUUGGUGUUUUACUGCCAUUAUUUAUUACUUUUGAUAUACAGAAUGAGCCGCAUGCAUUUAUAGAGCAAUAAGAGGAUGUAUUUAAUGUGCCUUGUUUUUAACUGAGUAAGAGCUGAAAGCAUGAAUCAAUAAAACUGAUUAAAAAUGGU
Molecule: messenger RNA, 5353 nt
Organism: Calypte anna (Anna's hummingbird)
Lineage: Eukaryota; Metazoa; Chordata; Aves; Apodiformes; Trochilidae
Gene: GPD2
Product: glycerol-3-phosphate dehydrogenase 2
Exons: 17
Coding region: 206-2566 (786 amino acids)
Biological process (GO): glycerol-3-phosphate metabolic process
Cellular component (GO): glycerol-3-phosphate dehydrogenase (FAD) complex; mitochondrion
Molecular function (GO): glycerol-3-phosphate dehydrogenase (quinone) activity; calcium ion binding
Source: RefSeq, a predicted model, not a curated record